Molecule: messenger RNA, 1908 nt
Organism: Lottia gigantea (owl limpet)
Lineage: Eukaryota; Metazoa; Mollusca; Gastropoda; Lottiidae
Exons: 5
Coding region: 1-1908 (635 amino acids)
Source: RefSeq, a predicted model, not a curated record
AUGAUAGACGGACAAGCAAAUGUUACUGUUGAAGUAUUGGAUAAAAAUGGAGAGCCGGUGACUGUUCUUUAUCCCGAUCAUGUUUUCCGUCUGAGAAUUACUUUCCCAACCCUCUUAGCCACGUUGUUUGUAUUUUUAGCUUCAUCUUUCAAUUCACCCAUAGUAAAAGAAUGUAUGUUUAGUAGUUCAUCUGAGGAAAACCUAGCGUACCUCAUUAAUAAUGGGUGUGGAAAUAUUCGAUUUACAAAUGUUUUCAACCCAGUAGAAAUUAACGAGGUCGAAUCCGGGAGAUUUUUGGCAGAAACUGCCGAAUUCAAAAUCCCGAAAAUAUGGUUACUGCAACAUGAUAGUGUAUCUAUAUUUUGUAAAGUUAUCAUAUGUAAAAAGUCAUUACAAUAUUCACAAUUAUGCCCAUUACCCAUUGACAUAAAAGCAGCAAAGAAAGGCGAUAUAUUGAAGAUAGAUGGAAGGACACCAAACUUGACAUUAAAGAGAAUUUGGCUCCCUCCUAUACUACCAGUGGUUGCCAAUAUGGAAAAACAAACCGGAACCACUGAGGAAAAAUCCUGGAGUUAUCUUCCAUAUCUGAUAAUUGCCAUCGUUUUGUUUGUUCUUUUGAUUGUCUUUACUGCCAUCCUCUUUUGUGUCAUUCGAGAACAGAUCAAGGCAAACAAAUCGAAAGAACCCGACACCAUAAAGCGACUAGCUGCAGUAGAUCCUACCCGUCCAAUACUAUGGCCAGUAGUUAAAAGUAAUAACAAGAAUUAUCCCAUUAUCUCCAAAGUGGGUAAAUCCUGGUUUAAGCGGCUCCAAUCGCAACAAAUUGCUGGAGUAGGAUAUCCUUGUCUGCCACCUACAAAUUACCUUAUACAGACUAAUAACUCAAACCAAGCGUAUCAACUCGUUAGUCAACCACUUCAAUUUGUCAACCAAGAUCCUAACCUUAACCCUCCUGUCCAAACCCAACAUUAUUUUGUAAAUCAACCUGCACAGAACAGUAAUUUUGGAAGUCAGCCUAUUGUUGUAAAUCAACCUACUAAUCAACCCAUCCAAAGGUCUAAUUCAAUUCAAAGUAAUAUAGGAAUUCAGCCUUACCUAAGUAAUACUAGUAUAUAUCCACAACAAAAUCCUCUCAGUAGCCAAACCGGUCAAUUUAGUGUUGGAAACAUGAUAUUCCAUGCUGAUGCCAGGGCUCAGCCUUUACAAACCAAUGAUGGUACUCUGCCUCCAAACGUCAAUAAGCCUAUCCAAGUUUCAAGACACAGCCCAGUCACACAACCUGUACAAUUUGUCAACACUGGUUUUCCGCAACUAGCAUCGGUAUCUUCACCAGCUGGUGUUCAACGAAGAGUAAUGCCGCAGCCGGUAAUAAUGAAUCCACCACAGCCCGUGAACCCUAUGCAUGUAAACCGCCCGGUUCCCACUUAUAACAUCAGCCCACUACCAAGAGCUCAAAGUUACCCAACUCUUUCAAACGGAUAUGGAAACAAUGUUAUUUAUGAAAUAUGGCCUCCCGAUAUGCCGAGACCGGUUCCUCUCGGAUUUAGUGAUUGGGUUGACGAUAGGCAUUAUUAUCCACCGCCUUGGUGGCCAUCAUACGACGAUUAUCCGGUGGAUGAUCCAAGAUAUUAUGAUCCAAAUCCAAGAUAUUAUGAUCCAUACCUAUAUCGAGAUGUGUAUGAUGAUCGAUAUAGAAGGCGGGGAGAUUAUCCAAAUUGCUACAAUAGACCAUUAGCAAGAACCACGAGUUUGAUAGAUGUUAUGGAUUCAGUCCUCAACAAUGAUCGAAGAAGGAGACCCCGAAGAAGGUAUUACUCUGAUUUCGAAUUGAAUGUUCAACGUCCUCGAGAGAGACGCUAUGAAUAUUACGAACCAGACAGACCCCGCUACCGAUUGUCACGAAGUUAA